CAACGCGUCGUCUGGGGUUGGAGUCAAGCCGAAAAGUCGAUGGCUCUUUGUUCUUUUAAAAAUAUUUUGGUUGGGAUAUCGUUGUGUUGAAGGAAGUCGUUACAGGAAAACUCGCCUUUAAUAAGCCGCCUCACGCAACUCUAGGAACGUUUGAACGGCGUGGUACGCUGAGCCGCACCAGUCGUCCCCUACGCUUCGAGAGGUGUGACCGCAGCACAAAGCCGUCUGAUGUGGAGAAGCCAUUGGUUUUCUCACGUGUUAACUUGUUUAAGUGCGACUAGAUGAACUACGUCUCGUCAGCGUCAAUUUAACCAUGACCUCAUCGACACGCAUUUUUCAGAAAAUGUGGUCGACUGCGUGGCCGCUCGUUUUCCUGGUUUUGUCGGGCGUAAGCUGCCAGCGAGACUCGGACUUGACUGUCUCAACAACCGCAGGACGCCUGAGAGGUAUACUUGUCCCUACAACAGCCGGGCCUGUACGUGCCUUCCUGGGAGUUCCUUUCGCUGAGCCACCAGUAGGCUCUGCCCGUUUCAAGAAACCACAACAGAAAAAACCCUGGAAUGGAGUAUUCGAUGCCACUACGUUUCCGCCAAUGUGCCCUCAGCUACCUAUACAGUUCAAUAACUACUACUUAGUCAAGAAUAGCGAUCGCAUUUCGGAAGACUGUCUUUUCAUUAACGUGUUUGCUCCUAUCAACCACAAAGGAUCACUGAAGCCCGUUGUCGUUUAUAUUCACGGAGGCUUCUUUUCAUACGGUGGAAUCUCGAUGAAGCUUCAUGACGCCUCAGAACUAUCGGCCAGAGAAGACCUUGUUGUCGUUACCAUUGCGUACAGACUUGGCGCGCUUGGAUUUCUGAGCGUUGGCACCGAAGACGCACCUGGUAACAUGGGCCUUCAUGACCAGAUUCUCGCGCUGCGCUGGAUAAAAAGCAACGCCAAUGCUUUUGGUGGAGAUGCUGACCGCAUUACUCUCAUUGGUCAGAGUGCAGGAGCUUUCUCCGUUGGCAUUCACUUGAUAUCUCCCAAAAGCAAAGGCCUCUUCCGGCGAGCAAUUAUGCAAAGUGGAAGCCCCUUCACGAGCACGCUCGUGAACCGAAAGAAGGACGCAGCCUUCGGAGCGGGCGAGCUGGCGAGAGCUCUGGACUGCCCUUCGGCAAUGAUGAUGAUGCAAGGUGGUGGUGCGGAUGCAAUGCUCAAGUGUCUGCGCUCCAAGGACGUUGCUUCCAUACUGAACGCGACGGCAAGCUUCACCAUCGAAGGCCUAGACGGCUUCUUCCCGGUAAUAGGCGACGACCUUAUACCCGGGAAGCCCGGAGAUGCUUUGAGAAGCGGGAAGCUGAACGCUCGCGAGCUACUGGCCGGCAUAUCAGAAGCCGAAGGAGAUGGACUCAUUCACUUUAUGGCAAAAAAAUUCUACAAUACCAACGACGCCCAAGAAGUCAGGAAAGAUUCCAUGAUUUUCGUUGCGAGAGGGACAAUGAUAACGCUCUUGGGGUUCGAUUCCAAGCGAGCAAUAGACCGCUACUUUAACGGCUCGCGCGUACAAGGCGGAACCGAUGCACUUCACGCAGCGGCAGACCUCAUCGGCGACAGCCAGCUCGGGUGCCCGACGGUGGGCUUUGCCAAAAGAUUCGUGAACCCCGACACGAGAGUGUUUAUGUACAAGUUUUCACAACAACCAUCCAGGGUGAACUGGCCGAAGUGGGUUCGCCCCACUCACACGGACGAAAUCGCGUUCGCGUUAGGGUCAAUAUUCAAGCUGGAUCCAGAGAUCUCACUGGACGAUGUCAGAGCCGCCGAAAACUUCAUGCAUAUCAUUUCUACCUUUAGCCGCACAGGAGUUCCACGGGUCCAGGACAGAACUUCGUGGCCGAAAUUUGAUCAGCAGCAACGAUACAUGAACAUCCAAAAGCAAGGAAAUUUUCCCGGAAAGAAUUUGCUCUAUUCUACGUGUGAUAUGUGGGAAAGGGUUAGUCCUUAUGAUUAACCUCACUCCGCCUGCACUUCCUCUCCUAAGGUAAUUAGAUCCCUGAAUAAAGAAAUUUAAUAAAGGGCAUUGAUAUACGAAA
Molecule: messenger RNA, 2069 nt
Organism: Dermacentor albipictus
Lineage: Eukaryota; Metazoa; Arthropoda; Arachnida; Ixodida; Ixodidae
Product: acetylcholinesterase-like
Biological process (GO): choline metabolic process; acetylcholine catabolic process
Cellular component (GO): plasma membrane
Molecular function (GO): acetylcholinesterase activity
Source: RefSeq, a predicted model, not a curated record